UAGUGACUUCAAAAUGCCUGUUGAUGAAAGCAGAAGUGACAAGCUCAAAAUCGGGUCGUUUCAAUAAACCAAAAGAUGCAUUUGAAGAUACUGAUGGCCUUUACGAUCCUGAGUGUGAAAACAGUGGCAUGUUCAAGGCUAAGCAGUGCAACGGGACCUCCUGCUGGUGUGUGAAUACCGCCGGUGUAAGAAGAACUGACAAACAUGACACAACCUUGAAGUGCAACCAACUAGUCAGAACAACGUGGAUCAUCCUUGAAUUGAAACAUGCUGAGAGAAAAGCUCCUCUGAGCACUGAGUCUCUAAGGAGAGCUCUGGUGGAUACCAUUACAAGUCGUUACUUGUUGGAUGGACGCUAUAUAGGUGAUGUUGUGUAUGAAAACCCUUACAUUACUGUUGAUCUGAAACAAAAUUCCUCAAGCAAGUCUGCUGGCGAUGUGGAUAUAGCUGAUGUGGCUUACUACUUUGAAAAAGAUGCAAAAGGUGACUCCAUCUUUCACAAUGACAGAUUGAACAUCAGUGUUGAUAAUGAAGCGCUGAAAUUUGACAAGAUGGUGGUUUACUACGUAGAUGAAAUAGCGCCAGAGUUUUCCAUGAAGUCAGUGACUCCUGGUGUCAUUGCUGUCAUUGUAGUAGUAGUGCUAGCAGUCGUUGCUGGAAUUGCUGUACUGGUUUGUUCAAGACGAAGAAAAGGGAAGUACGUYAAAGCAGAGGUAAACUAUAUAGUCGUGGUGAUAAAGAGGUUGGGGUAACUUUUGGCU
Molecule: messenger RNA, 761 nt
Organism: Nothoprocta perdicaria
Lineage: Eukaryota; Metazoa; Chordata; Aves; Tinamiformes; Tinamidae
Gene: EPCAM
Product: epithelial cell adhesion molecule
Exons: 6
Coding region: 24-752 (242 amino acids)
Cellular component (GO): membrane; bicellular tight junction
Molecular function (GO): cadherin binding involved in cell-cell adhesion
Source: RefSeq, a predicted model, not a curated record